Molecule: messenger RNA, 3529 nt
Organism: Doryrhamphus excisus (bluestripe pipefish)
Lineage: Eukaryota; Metazoa; Chordata; Actinopteri; Syngnathiformes; Syngnathidae
Source: RefSeq, a predicted model, not a curated record
UGACGUAGUGAUGUUUUUUUUUUCCUCUUGUCUUGCUAGCGAAGCAGCGGUUUGUCCUCCAUGACACUUUUUUAGUCAAGAGCGAACAACAAAACUUUUCCGUGUUGACAAACUCCUUCGUCAAACUCCCCGCAGAAGCCGCCACGUCCACGCGCGCGUGCCCCCCCCCCCCUUCCACGACCACGACGACACGCACGCGAGCGGCCGCGGUGGGCGCGCACUCGAGCUUGGGGGCCGCGCACGGGAGGUCGCUGCCGCCGAGGAGCGCCAGGACAGAGAUGUAGCGUGUGUGGAGCAUCAUGCACCUCCUCCUGCUGCUGCUGAUCCUUCACGCCACAGCAGCCCUCGCACAGAUUGAUCCAGCACACUGUCGCUAUGCCCUGGGCAUGGAGGAUGGGCGGAUCCAGGAUGAUGACAUCACAGCUUCCAGCCGAUGGCACGAGACCACAGGAGCGCAGUACGCCAGGUUGAACCGUGAGGACGGCGACGGCGCCUGGUGUCCCGAAGGCCAGCUGGAAGCUUCCGACUCUCAGUUCCUGCAGGUGGACCUGCGGCGUCUCACCUUCCUGACGGUGGUGGCCACUCAGGGUCGAUACGCCAGGAACGGCAUCGAGUUCGCCCGCGCCUACAGCCUCAACUAUAGCAGGGAUGGCGUCAACUGGAAGUCCUGGAGGGACCGGCUGGGAAACAUGGUGAUGGAGGGAAACAAGAACGCGUACGAGCCCGUCAUCAACGACCUCCACCCCCCCGUGGUCACACGCUGGGUGCGCCUCAUCCCGCUGACGGAGCUGUCCACCGUUUGCAUGAGGGCGGAGCUGUACGGCUGCCCGUGGGAGGAUGGUCUCAUCUCGUACAACGCCCCUGAAGGUCAGCUGAUGAUGGCGGCGGGCGUUCCCACCGCCAGCCUCAACGACUCCACCUACGACGGCGUGCACGAGAGCAGGCGGUUGUUCGCCGGCCUCGGCCAGCUGACGGACGGCGUGACGGGCCUCGAUGACUUCCUGGUGACGCGUCAGUACCACGUGUGGCCCGGCUACGACUACCUGGGCUGGAGGAACGACUCGCUGGGAGGGGCGGGACACGUGGAGAUGGAGUUUGUGUUUGACAGGCAGAGGAACUUCACCUCCAUGAAGGUUCACUGCAACAACAUGUUCGCUCGAGGCGUCAAGAUCUUCUCCUCCGUCUCCUGCUGGUUCAAGCCCCGGCUGGUCGCCGGCUGGGAGGCGGAGCCUGCGGUCUUCAACACGGUGCUGGACGACCGCAACCCGAGCGCCCGCUACGUCACCGUGCCGCUCCACCGCCGCGCCGCCGCCUCCCUGCGGUGCCGCUUUGGCUUUGCCGACGUGUGGAUGAUGUUCAGCGAGAUCUCCUUCCAGUCAGGUAACGCACAUGUUCUUCAUCUCCCCGCCCCCACGUUUGUGACCUCCCCUUUGCCCUCAGAAGACUCCAUGUUGGCGGUGACGGUGCCAUCGCCCAGCGACGGCGCCACGGUGACGGCCACGCCCGCCACCAAUCCGUCCGCCAGCGACGCCCCCGACGACGGCAAGACGCCCAUUCUGAUUGGCUGCCUGGUGACCAUCAUCCUGCUGCUGGUCAUCAUCAUCUUCCUCAUCCUGUGGUGUCAGUACGUGUGCAAGGUUCUGGAGAAGGCGCCGCGCACCAUCCUCGGCGAGGAGGUGAGGGUCCGACUGUCCUCCUGCAGCGACACCAUCGUCCUGCGGACCCCCCCUGUGCCGCCCCGCUCUGCAGGCCCCGCCCAAACGGACCCUCACUACGAGAGGGUGUUCCUGUUGGACCCUCAGUACCAGAACCCGGCAGCGCUGAGAAACAAACUACCCGAACUUUCCCAGAGUGCGGAAGCAUCAGCGUGCGGGGGCGGCUACGCCGAGCCCGACGUCACCCAGUGCACGCCGCACCAGUGUUUCCAUAGCAACGCCCCCCACUACGCGGAGACGGACAUCGUGCGGCUGCAGGGCGUGACAGGCAGCAACAUGUACGCCGUGCCCGCCCUGACCGUGGACUCGCUCACCAGGAAGGACAUCUCCGCCUCCGAGUUCCCGCGCCAGCGGCUGAUCUUCAGGGAGAAGCUGGGGGAGGGGCAGUUCGGGGAGGUGCACCUGUGUGAGGCCGAGGGGCUGACGGAGUUCCUGGGGGAGGGGGCGCCCCUCCCCGACAGAGACGGGCACGCGGCACUGGUGGCGGUCAAGCAGCUGAGGGCGGACGCCACCAGCCAGGCCAGGAACGACUUCCUGAAGGAGAUCAAGAUCAUGUCCCGCCUCAACGACCCCAACAUCAUCAGACUGCUGUGCGUCUGCGUCGCCUCCGACCCCCUGUGCAUGGUGACCGAGUACAUGGAGAACGGCGACCUCAACAUGUUCCUGUCGCAGCGCGAGAUGGAGAGCACGCUCACGCACGCCAACAACAUCCCCUCCGUCAGCCUGUCAGACCUCCUCCACAUGUCGGUGCAGAUCUCGUCGGGGAUGAAGUACCUGGCCUCGCUGAACUUCGUGCACCGAGACCUGGCCACCAGGAACUGCCUGCUGGACCGCCGCCUCACCAUCAAGAUCGCCGACUUCGGGAUGAGCCGGAACCUCUACAGCAGCGACUACUACCGCAUCCAGGGGCGCGCCGUGCUGCCCAUCAGGUGGAUGGCCUGGGAGAGCAUCUUGCUGGGGAAGUUCACCACGGCCAGCGACGUCUGGGCCUUCGGGGUCACCCUGUGGGAGAUCUUCACGCUGUGCAAGGAGCAGCCCUACAGCCUGCUGACUGACGAACAGGUCAUAGCCAACACUGGCGAGUUUUUCAGGAACCAGGGCAGACAGGUCUUCCUGUAUGCUCCUCCGCUGUGCCCCCCCUCCCUCUUUGAGCUGAUGAUGCGUUGCUGGAGGCGGGACAUCCCGGACCGGCCCACCUUUGAGGGUCUGUACCAGGCCCUCAGGCCUCAUGUCAGCCAGUGAGAACCGGGUCCAGCCUGUCCUGUCCUGUGAGUGUCCACAUGUCCUCCAGAGGACCGGUCACCCGCUUUGUGACCUUCCACAAGGACAAGAAACAUUUCAAACUUCUUCUCGUCAUUCUUGUAAAGCACCGCAUGUGUGUCACAUUGGAAUCCUCCCUCGCUAAAUACACCAGCGUUAGCGUCAAUGCUAAGCAUCUUCAAAAGGUAAAUACUAGCUUGAUGCUAAACGUCCACAUUAAUAACUACUGGAAUUGGUGCUAGCAAUACCCAACAAUCAACCCUUUUUAUGCGCUACUAACGCCUUUUAAUGUUUCUAUUUGAUGAGUUUUGGACAUUCCUUGGAGGAGAGCUGUGCUAAAUGCUACAUGCUAGCUCACAUUUUCUACAGAUGACACACAAACAUGAAUUAAGUGGAACCUUUUUCCUAUUGUUAUUAUUAUUACGAGCAUUUCAAGCUUUAUUCUUUAGUGUGCAUUUAUUGUACAUAGAAUAGUAGCAAUAGUGUAUAUUAAUAUAUGUUGUUCUCUUUGCAUUUUUCUAAUCUCAUCUUUGAAUAAACGCCACAAUGCGUCA